AUGGAUGCCUCAGGCCCUUUCUGGUGGCAGCUGCGCAGCCAACACUCUCAGGCUCCGGGACGCCUCCGCUGCCCACUUUGCUCCAGACUGGCUUUCAUCCCACGUGCAGUGGCCACCCUAGAGGUGGGGGGUGGGGAUGGGAAUGGGAGCAGCCAGGGCGGCCUGUCAGCACUCCCUCCAGGCCCUCUUGGGGGGACCUUCUCAAGCCUGAGGCCCCCUCCCAGCCUGUGGGAGGAGGCUAUCUCAUCAGGUCUCACCCAAACUUGGGAGAGUCAGACCCAGGUGGAGAGCCCUUCCGGGCUCCAAGAUUGUGCCUGCUCUUUCCUCUGUCCCCCAACAAUAAAGCUAAGGUCUCAGACAGCCGAACCUGCCUCACAGCGGUGUUAUGAGAACUCAGUUCCUGAGCCAGGGGGAGCAGGAAGGCUAGGAGAGUCAGACCCAGGUAGAGAGCCCUUCCUGGCUCCAAGAUUACGCCUGCUCUUUCCUCUGUCCCCCAGCAAUAAAGCUAAGGUCUCAGGCGGCCAAGCCUGCCUCGCAGUGGUGUUGCAAGAACUCAGCGAGAACUCACAGAGAAUGGGCUGGCGGACAGCAAGAACAAUGGAUCACCCUGAACGAGCUGCAGUCCCUGUUCCUGGAACCCCACCUCCAGGCCUGCUACCCAACCAGUGGCAGGUGUCCUCCGGCUCUUAUGCCCCACAGAACCUGAGGUCAUCAAGCAGCACCUUCGCAGGCUCAGCCAGCCCCAUCGACCUCCUGUCCUUCUUCAAACAACCGGUAGCAGCCACCAGGACAGUCGUUCACGUGGCCUUGGGGCUGCUGGAAGAAAAGUUACAACUCCAGGCGUCCAGAUCCUUCAGUGUCGCUGGUACUUUGGAAUGUGCUAAUGAACCCCAGCUGCGGCUGCUGUCCAAGGCCAGUGACUGCGCUCCCCAGGAAGAAGCUGAGAAUUGUAGUAACCAAUAUCGCACCAUCACCGGGAGACGCAACAACAAGAGGAGACCCUGGCUGGGGGUCUCCAACCAGCCUCUGGUGUGCUGGCUGCCAGCCGAGAACGAAGACAGGCUGUCUCUCCCCUUCGGCUGGACCCGCAAGAGAUGCAACAGCUUGCCCCUCCCUGUUGUCCAGGCUGUCUCCAACCAGACCAUGCACUUCUGCUGCGAGAGGCUGACUUCUGACCACCGGUCCCUUAAGUUCAUGCAGUGUGGCCAGUUCAUUGACUGUGACUUGGACUUCCCUGCUGAGUCCCCAGCCUUCACUGAGGGUAUUGACUGUGAGAGCUCCUGUGCCCAGCUGCCCUCCUGCUUCCCCAUCAAGACCCUGCCCAAUGACCCACGCAUCGCCAGUCAGCAAGACUGCAUCUCCUUCUUUGCUUGGUACAAAAGCAAAAACAAAGUCCACAACCAGAUCAAUGGACUCACCUCCUUCAUGGACGCCAGCAUGUUGUAUGGCAAUGAGGUUGCCCUCACCAUGUAGCUCCGCAACCAAACCAAGUUCCUGGGGCUUCUCACACUCAGCACCCGCUUCCAGGACAACAGCCAGGCCCUGCUGCCCAUUGACAACCUGCGCAAUGACCCUGCCUCCUCGCUGACCACUCGGCAUGCCCCUUGCUUCCUGGCAGGUGAUACCCGGUCAACUGAAACCCCAAAACUGGCAGUCAUGCACACUUGGCUGGUGACUGAGCUGAGACGCCUGGAUCCCCGGUGGACUGGAGACAAGCUGCACCAGGAGGCUAGGAAGAUCGUGGAGGCCGUGGUCCGGAUCUUCGCCUACCAGCACUUUCUGCCCCCGGUUCUGGGAGAGAACAGGGCCAGGAAAGCCCUGGGGCCCUCCAGGGGGUACCAUGCCAGUGUCUUCACUCUGGCCUUCCGCUGCAGCCACGCCACGCUCCAGCCCUUCAUGUUCCACCUGGACAGCCAGUGCCAGGCCUCAGCACCCAACCCCCGAGUCCCACUCAGCUCUGCCUUCUUUGCCAGCUGGCAGACUGUGUAUGACAGUGACCAGGUUCCCCAGGGGCAGGUGGGAGUGGGGGAGGAGCCCAGCUUAGUGCCAGGAGGCCAGGCCUCUGCUGAUCGUCUCCCCAGGACCGUGAAAAUAAAGCAGGUGCCACCAAGACCCUCAGUCACGAGUCUGCCACCCCCUCCGGGAUUAGAGGAUUUCUGA
Messenger RNA from Capra hircus (goat), 2160 nucleotides. Its product is annotated as eosinophil peroxidase. Gene Ontology annotation, molecular function: peroxidase activity; heme binding. Gene Ontology annotation, biological process: response to oxidative stress. NCBI's taxonomy places the organism in Eukaryota, Metazoa, Chordata, Mammalia, Artiodactyla, Bovidae. The record is from RefSeq and is a predicted model, not a curated record.